Molecule: messenger RNA, 662 nt
Organism: Talpa occidentalis (Iberian mole)
Lineage: Eukaryota; Metazoa; Chordata; Mammalia; Eulipotyphla; Talpidae
Product: phosphatidylglycerophosphatase and protein-tyrosine phosphatase 1-like
Biological process (GO): protein dephosphorylation
Molecular function (GO): phosphatidylglycerophosphatase activity; phosphatidylinositol-4,5-bisphosphate 5-phosphatase activity; protein tyrosine/serine/threonine phosphatase activity
Source: RefSeq, a predicted model, not a curated record
AUGGCGGCCGGCGGCUUGCUGGAGGCCGGCCUGGCCCGGGUGCUCUUCUACCCGACGCUGCUGCACACGCUGUUCCGCGGGAAGAUCCCCGGCCGCGCACUGCGCUGGUACCCCCACAUCGACCACGCGGUGCUGCUGGGCGCGCUGCCGCUGCGGAGCCUGACGCGCGGGCUGAUUCAGGACGAGAACGUGCGCGGGGUGAUCACCAUGAACGAGGAGUAUGAGACGGGGUUUCUGUGCAACUCCUCGAAGGAGUGGAAAAAAGUAGGUGUCGAGCAGCUGCGGCUCAGCACAAUCGAUAUGACCGGAAUCCCAACCUUGGUUAACCUCCACAAACGAGUCCAGUUUGCUCUCAAGUACCGAUCGCAGGGUCAGAGUGUCCACGUGCAUUGUAAAGCUGGGCGCUCUAGGAGUGCCGCUAUGGCAGCAGCAUAUCUUAUUCAGGUGAGCAACUGGAGUCCAGAGGAGGCUGUAAAAGCUAUCAGCAAGAUCCGGUCCCACAUCCACAUCAGACAUGGCCAGAUGGAAGUUCUCAAAGAGUUCCACAAGGAGAUUACUGCAAAGGCACCAAAGGAGGAGACUUAUCACACAUCGCAGACAUGAAGCACGUGGAAAGAAAGAAGACAACCCCGCUCACUACAGAAAAAGUUUAACAGGACCAU